AUGUUCAUAAUUUUCAGUCAAUACAGGAAAACCAAAGAAGUUAUAACGAUCACUCGCCCUCAUGCUAUAUCCGAGUACAACACCUACAUCAGAGGAGUUGAUAUGGCGGACAGAUUGAUAGCACAUUACCCUCAUGGCAUCACGUCUAAGAAGUGGUACCUUAGAGUAUUCUUUCACCUCUUAAAUGUGUCCCUAGUGAAUGCCUGGUUGUGCUACAGGAAAUCAGUUGAUGGAAAAAUGGACUUGUUGUCUUCCAAAUCAUCUGUAGCCAACACCCUCAUUGCGAAAGGGUUAUGUGACACGAAGAAGAGAGAAAGGCUCUCGUCAAUGUCUCCUAACAACACUCCACCUCUUAAGAAAAAAAAUAACCAGUAA
This is a messenger RNA of Homalodisca vitripennis (glassy-winged sharpshooter), 375 nucleotides long. RefSeq names its product piggyBac transposable element-derived protein 3-like. The transcript has a single exon. The record is from RefSeq and is a predicted model, not a curated record. The coding region runs from base 1 to 375 and encodes 124 amino acids. Lineage: Eukaryota; Metazoa; Arthropoda; Insecta; Hemiptera; Cicadellidae.